AUGAUGCGCACCGGUCUCCCCAUAUUCCAGCGACUGGGUCGCCAGGCCUCUCUCUUCUCCGUUCCCGCUCUUGCGCGUGUUGUUGGUGCCCGAGCCUUCACAAGCUCUGGGUCCUCAAUGGACUACUCACCCCCGCGGAGUUGGACACCAAUGCCCAUUGUCACCGAGACUGUUGCUGGUGGCUGGCACACCUCCCGGACUGGCCUGGCUAACACUUUGAUGCACAAUCUAGACGAUAUCUUCUCCAAGCUCCUCAAGGAGCGCAUUGUCUGUCUCAAUGGAGAAGUGAAUGACGUUGCAUCCGCAUCAAUUGUCGCGCAGCUCCUCUUCCUCGAAGCCGAUAACCCCAAAAAGCCUAUUCAUCUCUACAUCAAUUCUCCCGGCGGCUCUGUGACAGCUGGUCUGGCAAUUUACGAUACAAUGACCUACAUCGCCGCCCCCGUGAACACAAUUUGCGUCGGCCAAGCCGCCUCCAUGGGCUCCCUCCUCCUCGCCGGUGGCGCGCCCGGCAAGCGCUUUUGUCUCCCCCACUCGUCUAUCAUGGUACACCAACCUUCCGGUGGAUACCACGGUCAAGCGACUGAUAUCGCUAUCCAUGCGAAGGAGAUCCUGCGCAUUCGGGCACAGCUUAACAACAUUUAUAAGCGCCAUUUGAAUGGUCCGAAGAAGCUUGAACUUGAUGAUAUCGAGAAGCUGAUGGAGCGAGAUUAUUUCAUGGGUGCGGAGGAGGCCAAGGAGCUUGGCAUUAUUGAUGAGAUCCUGGAUCGUCGUGUCAAGCCAGAGGAGAAGUGA
This is a messenger RNA of Penicillium longicatenatum, 792 nucleotides long. Its product is annotated as ATP-dependent Clp protease proteolytic subunit. Gene Ontology annotation, biological process: protein quality control for misfolded or incompletely synthesized proteins. The record is from RefSeq and is a predicted model, not a curated record. The coding region runs from base 1 to 792 and encodes 263 amino acids. The transcript has 4 exons. Gene Ontology annotation, molecular function: ATPase binding; ATP-dependent peptidase activity; serine-type endopeptidase activity. Gene Ontology annotation, cellular component: endopeptidase Clp complex. Lineage: Eukaryota; Fungi; Ascomycota; Eurotiomycetes; Eurotiales; Aspergillaceae.